This is a messenger RNA of Oncorhynchus tshawytscha (Chinook salmon), 606 nucleotides long. RefSeq names its product high mobility group nucleosome-binding domain-containing protein 5-like. The coding region runs from base 1 to 579 and encodes 192 amino acids. The record is from RefSeq and is a predicted model, not a curated record. NCBI's taxonomy places the organism in Eukaryota, Metazoa, Chordata, Actinopteri, Salmoniformes, Salmonidae. The transcript is spliced from 2 exons.
AUGUGGAGAGCAUGUUGGGCAGCCUUCCUUCUCCAGAGACACAGUCUGGUUGAUGGGCUGACAGGGCUGCGUGAGAGACCCCUCAACGGGUUCCAGGAGAACGCACAGGGAGAUCAGGAGAACGCACAGAAACAGGGAGAUCAGGAGAACGCACAGGAACAGAGAGAUCAGGAGAAGGCACAGGAACAGGGAGAUCAGGAGAACGCACAGGAACAGGGAGAUCAGGAGAAGGCACAGGAACAGGGAGAUCAGGAGAACGCACAGGAACAGGGAGAUCAGGAGAACGCACAGGAACAGGGAGAUCAGGAGAACGCACAGGAACAGGGAGAUCAGGAGAACGCACAGGAACAGGGAGAUCAGGAGAACGCACAGGAACAGGGAGAUCAGGAGAACGCACAGGAACAGGGAGAUCAGGAGAACGCACAGGAACAGGGAGAUCAGGAGAACGCACAGGAACAGGGAGAUCAGGAGAAGGCACAGGAACAGGGAGAUCGGGAGAACGCACAGGAACAGGGAGAUCAAGGUGCCUACACACGAAGACCUAACAUCCUGAAAGAGAGCCUAAGUGAAAACAAAUGAUUUUCUCUGACAUUAGAAAUGGUCCAG